Messenger RNA from Lactuca saligna, 1467 nucleotides. The record is from the annotation of a GenBank genome assembly. Lineage: Eukaryota; Viridiplantae; Streptophyta; Magnoliopsida; Asterales; Asteraceae.
AUGAAUUCCAAUAAUUCACAAAAUCGCAAUCCCCGGAUUUCAAUAACGAAAUCCUCCUGUUUCUUCUCAAUUUUAGUCAUCGUCAUUGCAAUUUCAGUCUCAUUCAUCAUCCCCCAAACAAAUUAUGUAAAAACUCAAUACCUAAAUCCAACUAUCUCGUCGCUUCUUUCGCAUAUUUUGAGAAUUCGUGGGUUCAAUCGCACAAUUUUAAACCCUAGUAAAUCUACGUCAACAAGCCCUAAUCUGCUUCCUAAUCACUGUUUGCUAUGGAUGGCUCCGUUCUUUUCUGGUGGCGGCUAUUGUUCUGAAGCUUGGUCUUAUAUAUUAGCGCUCAAUCAGUAUAGCAAAACCAGUAGCUUCAGAUUGAGUAUCGCUCCACACGGGGAUAGCGAUAAUUUUCAAUUUUGGGAGGGUUUGCCUGUACAGAUGCAAAGGUUAGCUUCUGAGCUCUACCAAACUCAAUGUAGACCAGAGGAGUCGAUUGCAAUUUGUCACAGUGAACCUGGUGCUUGGAGUCCGCCAUUGUUUCAAACAACACCUUGUCCACCACCAAAUAGCAGGUUUACUAUUGGCCGAACAAUGUUUGAAACAGAUAGGGUGAACCCCGAGCAUGUAAAGCGAUGCAAUUCCAUGGAUAUGGUGUGGGUUCCUACUGAAUUUCAUGUGUCUUCUUUUGUAAAUAGUGGCGUUGAUCCAUCAAAAGUCGUGAAAGUCGUACAGGCCAUAGAUACAGAAUUCUUUGAUCCAAUCAAAUACACCCCAUUGGAUCUUUCAGCUUUAGGGAAUUUGGUACUCGGUUCUAGUUCAGAGCGAUUGAAUUCUAGAAAUCCAUUUGUGUUCUUGAGUGUGUUCAAAUGGGAGUACAGAAAAGGUUGGGAUGUUUUACUACAAUCUUACCUUAAAGAAUUCGAUUCUUCUGAUGGGGUUAACUUAUACCUUUUAACAAACCCUUACCAUUCUGAUAGAAAUUUCGGGAACAAGAUUCUGGAAUUCAUACAAGAUUCCAAAUUGGAAAAACCCAUAAAAGGUUGGGCUCCAGUUUAUGUGAUUGAUUCUCACAUAGCCCAAGUUGAGUUUCCAAGACUUUAUAAAGCAGCCGAUGCUUUUAUCUUGUCAUCUAGAGGUGAAGGGUGGGGAAGGCCAAUUGUUGAAGCCAUGGCUAUGUCUCUACCAGUGAUUGCCACAAACUGGUCAGGGCCAACAGAGUAUUUGACCAAAGUCAACAGCUACCCACUCUCUGUUGAUAGAAUGAGUGAAGUUACAAAUGGACCAUUUAAAGGUCAUCUAUGGGCAGAGCCUUCUGUUGAUAAUCUAAUGUUUUUAAUGAGACAUGUAAUGAGCAAUCCAGAAGAAGCCAAGAGUAAAGGUGAGAAAGCCAGACAAGAUAUGAUCAACAAAUUCUCCCCUGAGAUUGUUGCAAAUAUAGUUUUUGAUCAAAUACAAGGAAUUCUUGAAAAACUAGACUAA